AUGCACCGCCCCGGCCAUCAUGAUCAUGGCCAUGGACCUGGGGGCGGUCCAGGCGGACCAGGCGGCGGUCCGGGAGGACCAGGUGGACCAGGUUCCCAUGGACCUCCAGGCGGCGGUCUAGGAGGACCGGGAGGACCAGGCGGGGGUCCAGGAGGACCGGGAGGAGGUUGGGGAGGACCAGGAGGACCGGGAGGCGGUUGGGGAGGUCCAGGAGGCGGUGGUCCAGGAGGACCGGGCGGCGGUUGGGGAGGUCCAGGAGGCGGUGGUCCAGGAGGACCGGGAGGAGGUUGGGGAGGACCAGGAGGCGGUGGUCCAGGAGGACCUGGCGGCGGUGGUCCAGGAGGACCUGGCGGCGGUGGUCCAGGAGGCCUGGGAGGCGGUGGUCCAGGAGGCCCGGGAGGCGGUGGCCCAGGAGGACCAGGCGGCGGCGGUCCAGGGGGACAUGGUCGCUUCUGA
Messenger RNA from Prunus persica (peach), 456 nucleotides. Its product is annotated as glycine-rich protein 23-like. The transcript has a single exon. The record is from RefSeq and is a predicted model, not a curated record. NCBI's taxonomy places the organism in Eukaryota, Viridiplantae, Streptophyta, Magnoliopsida, Rosales, Rosaceae. The coding region runs from base 1 to 456 and encodes 151 amino acids.